AUGUUUCAUUUGUUCAGAGAAAUGAUUCCAAAUUAUGAAGUAUACCUUCUUAUACAAAUACUAAGUCUAAGUGCUCACUUCGUGGUUGGACAAGAGAUUGAAUGUAUCAAGGGGGAAACAUGGUUUGAAAGGUGUAAGAAGUGCGAAUGUUUGGGUAAUCAUAGAUAUGGUUGCAGGUGGCAUCUUCCUAGUUGCAAUAUUGGAACCCUUCGGAAAGGCGUCUUCGUAUUUGAAUCAAAUCGAAGAUGCCAUUAUUCAAUAGAACUACAAACGACUAUUUGUGUCGACAUGAGUUUUCAAAAAAAUCUCAACGGAAAUCCUUGCUCAGCAGAUAUUUAUCUUCACGAUAGUUGUUCUUUUUGCCGGUGUGAAAAAUCGACGAAAACUUAUGAAUGUAAAUCAAUCGAUAAGUGCUCAGCAACUAAUGGUAUUUGUAAUUCGGGAGAGACAGUAAUGGAAAAUAUAUGUUUUCGGUGUUCCUGUACUUUCACGCGAUUCAGAGUUUGUUCUCCAUUCCAACAAUGCUUCGAUAAAAUAGAGAAAGAAGGUAAAUGCCCAACUCAUCAGAAUGUAUAUCCAAGAAUGCUGCAAGAAAUUUGUACUUAUGAGAGAUAUCAAGAAUGUUACACCGACUAUGGCUGCCCAGGAGCGAAAAAAUGUUGCCCCGUAGUGGACUGUUUCCUAAGAUGUGUGGAUGCCAUUUAUUAAUUGAAAAUGUAUGACUUGUCAAUUGUCAUCAAUAAUUGAAUUAUAUGAUUUAAGUGAAGACAUCUCUCUAUAGAUAUACCUAUGCUCAAUGCACC
Messenger RNA from Phaedon cochleariae (mustard beetle), 803 nucleotides. Lineage: Eukaryota; Metazoa; Arthropoda; Insecta; Coleoptera; Chrysomelidae. The record is from the annotation of a GenBank genome assembly.